This is a messenger RNA of Panonychus citri (citrus red mite), 1820 nucleotides long. Its product is annotated as pupal cuticle protein 36-like. Lineage: Eukaryota; Metazoa; Arthropoda; Arachnida; Trombidiformes; Tetranychidae. The record is from RefSeq and is a predicted model, not a curated record. The coding region runs from base 1272 to 1820 and encodes 182 amino acids. The transcript has 3 exons.
GAGGCUUAACCCAAUUCUUGAUUAUUUUGCAGCUAAAUUGGUAAUAAUAAAAAACUGAUUAACUUGGUAAUUAAGAUGAAGAUGAUAUUUUUAUGCUUAUGAUUUUAAGUUAAUCACUUUUUUUUGUCAACUGUUUAGACUUUAAAUUGUAACUCUAACCUCAAUUAACAAAUUGUUUCCAGGAAAAUAAAUCUUUAUGGUGAGAAAAAAAGUUUCUCAUCUUCAUCACCAUCAUUUGUAUCUUUCGUCUAAUUAAUUAAUUGAACUGGACCAUAUUAAAUCAUUUCAUCAUUGACAAUUUGCUUAAUCAAUAAAACUAUUCAAAUUGUGAUAUGAAUUCAAUUUUACUAUAUAAUCGUUUUUACAUUCAUCUUAUUGAAUUGUAAGUCCUAAAUUGUAUCAACAAUUUGAUUGAGAUUAAUGAAGAAAUGUUUAAUUAUAUUUAUAUGUAUAAUUUGAAGUGUUUUUUAAUUAUCUCAGUAAUCAAGAGCAAAUGAAAGUAUUCAAAGCAAACGAACCAAAUAUUAAUCUAAACUUGGACAUUGGCCUUUAUUUUCCGCUUCGAAAUCAAAAUUAUCAUAAUAAUAGUGAAUUCUGUUGACCAGUUAACUCAUCUUCCUCAUCAUCAUCAUCACCAUCACCAUUAAGUGAUGCGGAUGAUGAUUUGAGAGCAAAAUAACUGGAUGAUAAUGAUGAAGAUGAAAUAAUUACUCUAAUUAUAUUCAAUGAAUAAAAAGAGAGUGAGAGAGAAAUAAAAUAUUAAUCGAAAAAAGGAAAAAGUUUCAAUUCUUUCCCUCACUAAUAUACAAUGAUGACCAUCUCAUUGACCAUCAUCAAAGUGUGCAAAUAGGUUGCACACAAGGUAAAUACAAAUAGGAUCGAAAUGUUAAUUGAUGAGCAAACAAAUACACAUUCGAGUCCAGAAAGUCAACUGACCUUAACGGACAUCCCAUCACCUCCUUCAGCCCAACUCAUGAUCGACUGACCAAAGGGUGAAAAGUAUUCUGAUUUCAGUUGAUAUUGAACUUUUUCCUUGACCAUGUUAUGUUAUCAAACUUUGGAAACAAAUUUACUCCUGAUUUUCACCUUGACAAUUAAAUUGUUUAACUGAUUUGACUUGAAUCGUUAUCGUCUUCAUAUACUAACGGUACUUUUUUUUCUUGUUGAAUUUGUGCUGAAUUUGUCGUUCGUAUCUUCAUCUCUGGGUGUAUUUAAAUUGGAUUGGGAACAGUUAAAUAUCAAGGAAAAGUUGAUUUAAUUUAAUUGUGAAAAUGUUUCUCUCAGGGAUCAGUAAAUUACGAUCACCUCGAGCAUUUUGUUUCUUCAUCAUUUUCAUGAUCUAUCUGAUUCCUGGAAUUUUCAGUGAACAUAUUUGGGAUUUUCUUCAUCAAUCUGGUACUGAAGAUAAAGUGGAAUUGGCUAAAAAAAUUGGCUCAGCACUUUUACUUGCUUAUCGAAGUAAAAAGUUCAUGUUUCCACUUCCUUUUCCGGUUCCAGUUCCAAUACCGAUUUAUAAAACAUAUCAAGCUGUUAUUCAUGAUCCAUGGUUUCAUAAGAAGCAACUUUUAACCGGUGGAUUAGCUGGAGGAUAUGGUGGAUAUGGAGGUGGAGGAGUUGCAAGUGGUGGAUUGGCCCAUUUAGCUGCUCUUGGUAAGUUGGGUGGUGUUGGACUUGGUGGUCUUGGUCAUGGUUUUGGUGGACAUGGUAUUGGUUUAGGUGGUGGACUUCAUGGUCUUGGUGGGGGACUUGGUGGAGGAAUUGGUGGACUAGGUGCACUGGGUGGAUUGGGUGGAUUAGGUUUGUUGGGUGGAUUCGGCUGA